Molecule: messenger RNA, 1214 nt
Organism: Cyprinus carpio (common carp)
Lineage: Eukaryota; Metazoa; Chordata; Actinopteri; Cypriniformes; Cyprinidae
Product: kynurenine formamidase-like
Exons: 12
Coding region: 126-1064 (312 amino acids)
Molecular function (GO): hydrolase activity
Source: RefSeq, a predicted model, not a curated record
CGUCGCUCAUCACGUGACUUCCGCAUUGAGUUUUAAAACUUAAUAAUUGACUGUGUGUCAACAACACUUGAGCUUCUCUCUCUUCUGCUGUUUCAAAGGUCUCUAGUCCAGCAGAAGAUAUCAUCAUGAGCGACUGGAGGAAGAUGAACAGAGACGAGCUGGAGCUUCAGUUCUCUCCCAGCCGCUGGUCACACAGGAUGUCCGCCGAUGACGUGAUCAGAGCCCAUGUGGCCGCUCUCAAAGCAGGUGUGUGUGUGUAUAACAUGGACGUCCCGUACGGUGAUGGUGACGGAGAGAAGCUGGACGUUUAUGUUCCCAGCAGCUCUAGUCCAGACGUGCCGCUGCUCAUUUACUUUCACGGAGGAUACUGGCAGUUCCUCAGUAAGGACGAGUCGGGGUUUCUAGCCGUGCCAUUGGUCCAGAGGGGCGUGGUGGUGGUCGCCGUGGGUUACAGCAUCGCUCCCAAAGGGGAUAUGGAUCUGAUGGUGUCACAGGUGCGCAGGAGCCUGGUGUCUGUCAUUCAGCAGUAUUCACACAUCAGUGGUCUUUAUCUGUGCGGUCAUUCGGCAGGAGCUCAUCUGGCCGCGAUGGUUCUGUCCACCGACUGGACACAGUACAACAUAUCACCACAAAUCAAAGGUGCGUUUCUCGUCAGCGGCGUUUACGACCUGCAGCCCAUUCUGUCCACCUACGUGAACGAGCCGCUGAAGAUGACCGAGUCUCCGCCCACAAGAGGAAGUGUGGCGAUUAGGAACAGCCCCAGUCACUUCCUGCCGCCAGCAGCUCACGCGCUCUCCGCUUCCUGUGACAUCGUCGUCGCCGUCGCGCAGAACGACUCGCCCGAGUUUCGCAAGCAAUCGGAGGAAUAUUUCAAAGCUUUGGAAUCUGCCGGUCUUAAAGUCUCUUUUGAAGACGUUCCCAACACGGAUCACUUCAACAUUAUAGAGCAACUCGUCGAUGAAAAUUACCAUCUGACUAAGCUCCUUCUAAAGAUGAUGGGGCAAAAAGUUGACGAUCGCCAGAUUACCCAGAAUGCACUGCGCUGGAACAGACCUGUGAGUUGAGCUCAACGAGACCUCACUCUUUGUCCAAUCAGACGCUAGUAUUACGUGUUUUAUGUUAUUAUUGAGACAGCAGCAGUGUAUGUCGUACAUUCAAGCUUCUGCUGGGAGGAAUUUACUGUAAACGUCUUUAAAUGGUUAUUUAAAUGUGUU